This is a messenger RNA of Charadrius vociferus (killdeer), 1601 nucleotides long. It is a transcript of the gene TSPAN4, whose product is annotated as tetraspanin 4. The coding region runs from base 1 to 987 and encodes 328 amino acids. The record is from RefSeq and is a predicted model, not a curated record. Gene Ontology annotation, cellular component: membrane. The transcript has 7 exons. NCBI's taxonomy places the organism in Eukaryota, Metazoa, Chordata, Aves, Charadriiformes, Charadriidae.
AUGCGCAGGUCUAGCACCGAUGAGUCGACCUAUCACAGGAGCCCUUCCCUGGACAGCAAGGAUUACAGUUUCCCAAAUGGCGCCUUUCGUCGCUACAGCAGCAUGUAUGGCGGCCAGUUUGGGGCUGCCAGCAACUCUUUUUUUGGAUUUCAUACCAACCCAGGCCCUAAGGCCACCAAGGCUAAGUACACGUCCCCCAAGGGAAACAAGUACGUUGUCUUUUACCUGGAUCUCUCAUUUAUUUUUCUCCUAGAACUGAAGAGGUGCAGCAUGGCUCACAACUGCCUGCAGUGUAUCAAGUACCUAAUGUUUGUCUUCAACCUUCUCUUCUGGUUGGGAGGCUGUGGAAUCCUUGGAGUAGGCAUCUGGCUGGCUGUUACCCAAGGGAACUUUGCCACCCUCUCCUCUUCUUUCCCGUCCCUGUCAGCUGCCAACCUACUGAUCGUCACAGGGACAUUUGUCAUGAUCAUUGGCUUCGUGGGCUGCAUAGGCGCCAUCAAAGAAAACAAGUGCCUCCUGCUGAGUUUUUUUAUUAUGCUGUUAAUUAUAUUUCUGUUGGAGCUCACUGUUGUGAUUCUGUUCUUCGUCUACACCGACAAGAUUGACAAGUAUGCUCAGCGGGACCUGAAGAAAGGGCUUCAUUUGUAUGGGACAGAUGGAAAUAUUGGCCUAACUAAUGCAUGGAGCAUCAUUCAAACAGAUUUCAGAUGCUGUGGAGUCUCCAACUACACUGACUGGUUUGAAGUGUACAAUACAACCCGGGUGCCAGACUCCUGCUGCUUAGAAUUCAGCGAGAACUGUGGACUCCAUUCCCCGGGGACGUGGUGGAAAGCGCCUUGCUAUGAAACAGUGAAAAUAUGGCUCCAGGAAAACUUACUAGCAGUGGGAAUCUUUGGAUUGUGCACAGCUAUGGUGCAGAUUCUUGGACUCACCUUUGCAAUGACUAUGUAUUGUCAGGUAGUCAAGGCAGACACCUACUGUGCAUAGAUAUCAUUCCCAACCUUUCUGCUCCUCCUCCAAAGGACACAGGAGAAAUCUCCUUCAUGCUCAUUCAUCUGACCUUUUUUUUUCCCCCCUUUGUACUAUAAACUGUGUAUAAUGCUAUCUUUCUGAAGAUUUUGUGAAUCACCCCACUUUACUGAAGGAGGAAGAAAAGAAAAAGUCAGUACUUGAACUGGCACAGGUAAGAAGCAGCCUUGUCUUUAAAACAGAAGAAAACCUCCAAAGAGCAAUGGUUCCUUUUCCGGAGGCUGCUUAGGAGGAACUGAUCUACAAACAGAUGUUAGGAAAAGAUUGCACUGAGGCAACCUCUGCGAAACCUGCGAGGUUGGCUUCCCGCAUUUUACGGUCUGGAAGCGAGGGCAUAGAAAAUGAGUAUUCUUCAGUGUGGAAAGAAGGUACAGAGUAGCUAGCACUGAAUGCAAUUGUAAUUUUACUACAGUUUGCACACAGCUAAAAUGUCAAGAUCAAGCAGCCCUGCCUCCAAGUGUCUCAAGAUGAUUUUGAAGCCAGGAGAGAAUCAUCUUCAGAAAUACAUUAUUUUAAAGGAGUAUUUUUAAUCUUAUGCACUGCGAAGUCAGGCUUUUAAUCAGAAUCUGUAC